Messenger RNA from Momordica charantia (bitter melon), 2352 nucleotides. Its product is annotated as protein SIEVE ELEMENT OCCLUSION B. The record is from RefSeq and is a predicted model, not a curated record. Gene Ontology annotation, biological process: phloem development. NCBI's taxonomy places the organism in Eukaryota, Viridiplantae, Streptophyta, Magnoliopsida, Cucurbitales, Cucurbitaceae.
UUUUUCUCUCUUUUCUUCUUUCUCCUUCCUCCUUUUUUUUUCAUCCGCAACAUGGAAACCACCGCACACAAGGUUCCCGCCGCUGCACCGGCCUUGCUGCAUUCUAAGCAGCCAUCCGUCACCAAGGAGGAGUUGAGCAAUAUGAAGCAUUACUCCGACGACCUCGUCACCGGGCACAUUUACGCUAAACAUCGCGACGACGACACAACCAAAAUCGACCUCCCUAACUACAUCUCAGUCAUCGAGGGCAUCAUCGCCACCGCUGAUCGAAUUACUGAAACUGUUCAUCGGGGAACUGAAGGGAGGUUGGUACAUUCAAACGACUCCUUGGCAUCCAGUGUUGUGAUUGAGCCUCCACUUUGUACUCUUCACCGUAUCUCCAGCGAGUUGUCAUGCAAGGCUCCAGGAAUUGAAAAAGCACACGAAACCACAAUAGAAAUCUUCGAAAUAUUGGCAAAUUAUCCAUGGGAGGCCAAGGCAGCUCUCACUUUGACAGCCUUUGCAGCAGACUAUGGAGACUUAUGGCAUCUCUACCAUUACUCCCAAGCUGAUCCAUUGGCCAAAUCAUUGGCAAUUAUCAAGCGAGUUGCUUCCUUGAAAAAGCACUUGGACUCACUUCGAUACCGACAAGUGCUUCUUAGCCCCAACAGUCUCAUCCACAGCUGCUUGAAAGCAAUCAAAUACAUGAGUCAAAUUAGAGAAUUCUCCAAAUAUGAUGUCAAGGAACUUCCUGAAUUACCUUCUGCUCUUCGCCAAAUUCCACUGAUCACUUACUGGGUUAUACACACCAUUGUUGCUUCGAGAAUCGAGAUCUCGAGCUAUCUCAGCGAAACCGAGAACCAGCCACAGAGAUAUUUGACUGAACUAUCUGAAAAGAUGGCCAUUGUACUCGCUGUACUUGAAAAGCAUCUAGAAGCCAUUCGAGAACAACAUGAGGAGGUUGAUCUCUACCGCUGGUUGGUUGACCACAUCGAGCAUUAUCACACUGACAUUACAACAGUUGUUCCUAAGCUGCUCAGUGGCAAGGCCGAAACCAGGCCACUCAUUGAUGGCUCUUCCUUAAGAGAGAUUGGCAUUCAGGAAAGUUUGUCGGGGAAGAACGUGAUAUUGGUAAUUUCGGGGUUGGAUAUCUCAGAUGACGAUAUCAAAGCUCUUCAUCUGGUUUAUAAUGAUUUGAAAAAAGACAACAGGUAUGAGAUUGUUUGGAUUCCAAUCAUCCCGGAGCCUUAUCAUGAAGAUGAUCGAAAGAGAUAUGACUACCUACGGUCUGCAAUGAAGUGGUAUUCCAUACAAUUUACUACAAAAAUUUCUGGCAUGAGAUAUAUUGAGGAGAAGUGGCAACUUAGAGAGGAUCCAUUAGUUGUUGUACUUAACUCACAGUCUAAAGUGGAGUUCACAAAUGCAAUUCAUCUGAUUCGAGUUUGGGGAACUGAAGCAAUUCCUUUUACAUAUGAUAGAACUGAGUUUUUGCUGAGAAGAAACUGGCCUGAGUCAACCCUCAUCAAAUUCACUCACCAACCAAGACUAAAUAGUUGGAUCAACCAAGAGAGGAGCAUUCUAUUCUAUGGAGGAAAAGAUCCCAACUGGAUCCAACAAUUUGAAGAGAGAGUAGACAUUUUGAGAAACGAUCCUUUGAUAAUCGAAGGACGUUCAUUUGAGAUUGUGCGMAUUGGAAAGGAUGCAAGAGGAGAGGAUGAUCCUGCACUCAUGRCUCGUUUCUGGACCACACAAUGGGGCUACUUUGUAGUGAAGAGCCAGAUCAAAGGCUCAAGUGCGAGCGAGACAACUGAAGACAUCUUAAGGCUGAUUUCUUACCAAAAUGAAGAUGGCUGGGUUGUUCUCACUGUAGGCUCAGCGCCCGUGCUCGUCGGUCGCGGCGUUUUGGUUCUACGAUUGCUCGAGGACUUCCCCAAAUGGAAGCAAACUCUGCGCUUGAAAGGAUUCCCUGAUGCUUUCAGAGAAUACUUCAAUGAGUUGGCUGUGAACAGCCACCAAUGCGAUCGAGUUAUUCUUCCAGGAUUCAGUGGAUGGAUUCCCAUGGCUGUCAAUUGUCCUGAGUGCCCUCGUUUCAUGGAGACUGGUAUUAGCUUCAAAUGCUGCCAUGGUGGCACUCAUAUGUGAUCAUCAUUCAUCAAUCCUUCUAAGCUUCCAGAAGUCAUUUCUGUCCUUUGAUUAUGUUCUAUUACUACUAUGCUAAGACUGCUACAAUAAAUGAUGCUAUUUGUUUGCAUCGCAUGUUCUAUGUUUUUUCUGUUUAAUUCGAGACCUAUGGUCUCGUUAGCUAUCAUUUGUUUGACGUCUUUGAAUGUUUUAUGUUAUUUAAUAUAUAUCUACUUCAAUCAUCAUGUAAUA